AUGACUACUACUACUACUACUACUACUACUACUACUACUACUACUACUACUACUACUACUACUACUACUACUACUACUACUACUACUACUACUACUACUACUACUACUACUACUACUACUACUACUACUACUACUACUACUACUACUACUACUACUACUACUACUACUACUACUACUACUACUACUACUACUACUACUACUACUACUACUACUACUACUACUACUACUACUACUACUACUACUACUACUACUACUACUACUACUACUACUACUACUACUACUACUACUACUACUACUACUACUACUACUACUACUACUACUACUACUACUACUACUACUACUACUACUACUACUACUACUACUACUACUACUACUACUACUACUACUACUACUACUACUACUACUACUACUACUACUACUACUACUACUACUACUACUACUACUACUACUACUACUACUACUACUACUACUACUACUACUACUACUACUACUACUACUACUACUACUACUACUACUACUACUACUACUACUACUACUACUACUACUACUACUACUACUACUACUACUACUACUACUACUACUACUACUACUACUACUACUACUACUACUACUACUACUACUACUACUACUACUACUACUACUACUACUACUACUACUACUACUACUACUACUACUACUACUACUACUACUACUACUACUACUACUACUACUACUACUACUACUACUACUACUACUACUACUACUACUACUACUACUACUACUACUACUACUACUACUACUACUACUACUACUACUACUACUACUACUACUACUACUACUACUACUACUACUACUACUACUACUACUACUACUACUACUACUACUACUACUACUACUACUACUACUACUACUACUACUACUUCUACUACUACUACUACUACUACUACUACUACUACUACUACUACUACUACUACUACUACUACUACUACUACUACUACUACUACUACUACUACUACUACUACUACUACUACUACUACUACUACUUCACGACGGAGGUGA
Schistosoma margrebowiei is the source of this 1038-nucleotide messenger RNA. The record is from the annotation of a GenBank genome assembly. NCBI's taxonomy places the organism in Eukaryota, Metazoa, Platyhelminthes, Trematoda, Strigeidida, Schistosomatidae.